Molecule: messenger RNA, 1570 nt
Organism: Sinocyclocheilus rhinocerous
Lineage: Eukaryota; Metazoa; Chordata; Actinopteri; Cypriniformes; Cyprinidae
Product: tripartite motif-containing protein 16-like
Exons: 7
Coding region: 1-1530 (509 amino acids)
Molecular function (GO): protein binding; zinc ion binding
Source: RefSeq, a predicted model, not a curated record
AUGAGCAGGAGGGAUUUGCAAAUUGGCACCUUUCUGAUGGUGCCCAAAUGCAGACAGACCUUCAGUCCAAGACCUGCUUUAGCUAGAAACACCAUGCUGGCUGAAGUGGUGGAGAAACUGAAGAAGACUGAACUUCCUGCUGACUGUUACGCUGGAGCUGGAGAUGUGCAGUGUGACGUCUGUACUGGAAGAAAAUGCAAAGCCGUCAAGUCCUGUCUGGUGUGUCUGAACUCUUACUGUCAGAAUCACCUCGAACAACAUGAGAGUUUCUUUAAAGGAAAGAAACACAGUUUGACUGAAGCCACUGGACGACUGCAGGAGAUGAUCUGCUGUGAACAUGAUAAACAUCUGGAAAUGUACUGUAUCACUGACCAACGUUGCAUUUGUGUGCUGUGUAUGAAAUAUGAACAUAAAAACCACAACACUGUAUCAGCUGCAGCACAGAGAACAGAAAUACAGAAACAGCUUAAGGAGACGCAGAAGAUGUUUCAGCAGAGAAUCCAGCAGAGGGAGAAAGAUCUUGAGCAGCUGAGAGAGGCUGUGGAGUCUCACAAGCGCUCUGCACAGACAGAAGUGGAGGAGAGUGAGAGGAUCUUUACUGAGCUCAUCCGCUCCAUUGAGAGAAGCCGCUCUGAGCUCAUACAGCUGAUCAGAGAUCAGGAAAAGCGCACAGUGAGUCGAGAUGAAGGACGACUGGAGCGACUGGAGCAGGAGAUCAAUGAUCUGAGGAGGAGAGACGCUGAGCUGGAGCAGCUUUCACACACACAGGAUCACAUCCAGUUCCUGCAGAGUUUCCAGUCUCUCUUAGCACCUCCUGAAUCUACAGACAGUGGAAAUGGAAAUAAUGGAAAUGACAAUCCUUCCAGUUCUCUCUUCUCUUUUGAUGGCCUGAGAGAAUCUGUCCGUCAGCUGAGAGACAAACUGGAGGAUUUCUGCAAAGAGGAGAUCAAAAAGGUCUCUGACAGAGUCACAUUAACCAACAUUGUUCCGAAGACCAGGAACGACUUCCUACAAUAUUCCCAUCAGCUCACUCUGGAUCUGAACACAAUAAAUAAACAUCUCCGUCUGUCUGAGAGGAACAGAGUGAUUGCUAACACUGUAAAAGCGCAGCUGUAUCCUGAUCAUCCUGACAGAUUUGAUCAGUGGUUUCAGGUGUUUUGUAGAGAGAGAGUGUGUGGACGCUGUUACUGGGAGAUUGAGUGGAGUGGUGAUGUGUUUAUAUCAGUGUCAUAUAAGAGCAUCAACAGGAAGGGAUUGGGCCAGGAGUGUGUGUUUGGACGUAAUGCUAAGUCCUGGAGUUUGAUCUGCACUCCCUCCAGAUAUUCAUUCAUUCACAAUACCAUUGAGACUGAACUCCCUAAAGUGUCCAGCCAUAGAAUAGGAGUGUAUGUGGAUCCCAGUGCAGGAACUCUGUCCUUCUACAGCGUCUCUGACACAAUGAGCCUCGUCCACACCGUCCAGACCACAUUCACUCAGCCGCUCUAUCCUGGGUUUAGGGUUGGUUCUGGGUCAUCAGUAAAACUGUGUUGAUGAAUCAGAAGAGACUGAUGAGAGAUUCUACCCAUAAUGC